Molecule: messenger RNA, 2785 nt
Organism: Alosa alosa (allis shad)
Lineage: Eukaryota; Metazoa; Chordata; Actinopteri; Clupeiformes; Clupeidae
Product: photoreceptor-specific nuclear receptor-like
Exons: 8
Coding region: 660-1961 (433 amino acids)
Biological process (GO): negative regulation of transcription by RNA polymerase II; anatomical structure development; cell differentiation
Molecular function (GO): RNA polymerase II cis-regulatory region sequence-specific DNA binding; nuclear receptor activity; zinc ion binding
Source: RefSeq, a predicted model, not a curated record
UAUUCAUUCUCGCUCUCUCUGUCACAAACACACACACACACACAGGCCCACUGUCCCUGACUUCAUGCUGGACACGCGACGGACAGAAAGGGACAACGACGGAACAGCAAACUUCAGCACCGACUCCCUCCGUUUUCUCAAACACCUUUCAGCGCCCCUCAGAAGUUCUGCUGGCAACCAAAUGUUCACUAGAGGGAACGCUUUCAAGAGACAAAGACUGGACUGCCUGACCUGAGACAGUGACACAGAGAGACGGAGAGACAGAGCGAGAUGAGUGGACGCAAGGACAGCUGUCUCUGACCAGUACACACAGUCAGCCAUCUGUCCCAUUAGAUGGGACACAAACCAUCACAUCCCGACGCUGCAGUUUGACCGGAGGACCCCCAUUAACUUUCUGCAUCUGCGUUUGUUUGGAUUAACACAAAAAAACUGCCUGCUUCCCAAACACAUGGACCAAGCCGCAGUGUGAGCAGAGGCAGGGGAAACAACGCGUGAUCGCCACAGGGUCCGGUUGCUUGGAUACGGAGUCAAACUUUGAGGGACCCCUGGUGUGACUCCUGUCAGCUCCGCAGGGGAGGAGGUGUUUCCAGCACUUCCCUUGGGUCAGUCAUUCUCCUCCUCUCUUCCCUCUCCAGCUAUUUUGUCCGAAAACAGGAACGAUGGACGAGCGUCUCCCAAAGCUGCCUCUCCUCUCAUCCUGCACCUCCCCGGGCCAGUCUCCUGGUAGCAGCGGGACAGAUGACAGCAGAGGGGCCAAAAGCCCUGCUCCUGGCAAGGCCAUGAGCCCAACCCUGGUGUGUAAGGUCUGUGGGGACACGAGCAGUGGCAAGCACUACGGCAUCUACGCAUGCAACGGUUGCAGUGGCUUCUUCAAACGCAGCGUCAGGCGGAGGCUCAUCUACAGAUGCCAGGCAGGUACUGGCAUGUGUCCUGUUGAUAAAGCCCAUCGGAACCAGUGCCAGGCCUGUCGCUUGAAGAAGUGUCUCCAGGCUGGCAUGAACAAGGAUGCAGUCCAGAAUGAGCGGCAGCCCCGCAGCACUGCUCAGGUGCGUUUCGACUCGCUGGACAUCGACCCAGAGAAAGAGCACCUGGCCACCACGCGAGAGCCCACCACCUGCUCCUCCUCCUCAUCUUCCUCGGCGUCGGCUUGUGCUUCCGUCGUCUCGCGGCCCUUCAUCGCCUCCGCCGUGAGCUCCUCGGCUCAGACGCAGCACGCCGCCUCCAGCCCCCAGAACAACCACCGCUUCAUGGCCAGCCUGAUGACCGCUGAGACAUGUGCCAAGUUGGAGCCGGAGGAUGUUGAUGAGAACAUCGAUGUGACAAGCAACGAGCCGGAGAGGGCGUCCUCAGACUAUCACAUGUCCCUGUACCAGUCCAGCAGCCCUGAGAACGUGUACGAGACCUCAGCUCGCCUCCUCUUCAUGUCUGUGAAAUGGGCCAAGAACCUGCCCGUCUUCUCCAAUCUGCCCUUCAGAGAUCAGGUGAUUCUUCUUGAGGAGGCUUGGAGUGAACUCUUCCUGCUGUGUGCCAUCCAGUGGUCACUGCCACUGGAGAGCUGCCCUCUACUCUCACUGCCGGAUCUGGCUCCCAGCAUGUCUUGCAAGACCACGCUACCUGGCGUGGAUGUGCGUUUGCUCCAGGAAAUCUUCAGCCACUUCCGCACCUUGAUCCCUGACCCCACUGAGCUGGCCUGCCUCAAAGCAAUCGUCCUGUUCAAGCCAGAGGCUCGAGGUCUAAAGGACCCUGAUCAGGUGGAGAACUUGCAGGACCAAUCACAAGUGAUGCUUGGCCAACACAUCCGUGCACAUUACCCAGGCCAACCUGCCAGGUUUGGGAGGCUGCUGUUGCUGCUGCCAUCUUUGAGGCUGGUGAGCUCAGAGCGGAUUGAGCUCCUCUUCUUCCACCGCACCAUUGGGAACACGCCCAUGGAGAAACUCCUGUGUGACAUGUUCAAGAACUAGCCCAGGAUGUCAGCAUCUACUCAUCACCUCUCACUAGCACUGGUCAACAACAACACAGGAAUACAUAUGGGUACAAACCAAGCUGGCAAGCAACAAACCACAGCAAGAUUCUAUCAUCUGCAGGUCAUUAACUGAACUUACUUAUACUUGUUCCAAAUUAUAACAAGAUCCACGCACAGCCUGGUUAGGUGCAGGUAGAUUGCAGGAACAUACUUAAAUAGCAAAAAUUGGAAUAGUUCUACCGCACACUGUUGACGUUUACUUGAUUUUAUUCAGAGCGAACAAUGCGUUUUGCAUACAGCGUCCUCAGGUUCGCUCAGGUAUGGUCAUUAAGGUCUCUUGAUCACAAACACAAAAACUAAAAACUGCCUCAAGUAUCCCUCACAAUGUAUUUUAUUUGUAAAUUAGAGAAAUUAUCUUACCAUUAUGAAAUUAUACAUUUACCAAGGUAUAAAUUCUUAGUAUUCCUAAUACUUAAUAUUUACUGUACUGUUAAAUGUAUAUAGACCCCCCUUUAAUUCUGUCAAACCAUAGGGUUUCCUUUGCUUCCAGGACCUUUCUGUUGUAUGUUCAUGUAAGUUGAGAGACAGCCAAUGCUAGAUUAGUGUCAGGAUUCAUCAUGUAUCUGUUUGUUUAGCUUUGUCACUGAAAAUGAAUUCAAGCUUUUUUUUUUUUUUUUACUUCUAUAGUGAUGUCAAGAAAAAUAGUUUUAUUUAUAUGGCACUAUAUGUCUAUCCCUGACUGUUUUGGGGUUUAGGGGUUCUGUUCAGUAUUAUUGUUUUUCAUUUAUCCCUUUUGUGUGAAUAAAUUAUCACAAUUCCAAA